Molecule: messenger RNA, 1482 nt
Organism: Aspergillus bombycis
Lineage: Eukaryota; Fungi; Ascomycota; Eurotiomycetes; Eurotiales; Aspergillaceae
Exons: 3
Coding region: 1-1482 (493 amino acids)
Source: RefSeq, a predicted model, not a curated record
AUGCUCGUGGCUAAACGAAAUAGCCAAGCUACUAUUCAAAGCAAUGAGUUCUGGGGAAGCGUCUGGAUGAGGGCACAAUUUACUACUCUGCUACGCUCUCCUAGUGCGACACUUGAUCAAGCCAAUUUACAUCGUCUUUAUGUAGACCUUGUCCGUCUCCCACAGGCUGCCAGCGUCUACGGUGGUUGCUUAACUUAUAUACCCCAACUCAGCCCAUCACUCAUGCCUUCCUCGCCACUUCUGCCAGCUUUAUCAGCACUCAUCCUUACGUUCAUUGUGCGAAAGGAUAACGGUCGACAUGCACAAGAACAAGCCAUAGACAGUUACCACAGGGCUCUCCAGCUCACCCGCCAGAUAACUGGUAGUAACCCUACAAGUAGGCGAAAUGAAGUUAUGCUCACCAUGCUGGUGCUUAGUAUAAGCGCAUCUUUCUCUGAUGCAACAAUCGCUAACCAUGUCAAGGAUCUGACUAACCCCUGCUCCGACCAAUCCAUAUUCAAUCCACAUCUCGGGGGUGCCAUCGCCUUUGUGAAGUCGCAAGACCUAGUCUCAUUUCAGGACGAGACGAGCAAAGGCUUAUAUAUAGCACUCCUCACCCGAUUCAUGCCCGCCUGCCUCAUCACCGACAUAACCCAUACCGUUGAGGAAUUCCCUUUCACGAUUCCAGAGCUUCUCGCCUUGCACGAUGCACUGCUUCGGGCCCCUUUCAUCUCUCUGAGGUCCCAGCUACAGAUUCACCUUUGCAAGCUAGCCAUUCUCCACUUACAAAUCUCAGAGGCUGCUAGCAUCCUGAGCUCAGGACAUCUCUCCUCAACUACCAUCGCUGAUAUACUCAAUUCGAUGAAUGCGAUCACCCACCAGCUUUCACAAUGGUCGAGCUCCCUGCCCACAGAUUGGAUAUAUACCACCAUGGUAGUCCCUUCCGAGGAUUGGAAUCUAUGGACACCAGUAGCACACCUCUACUCAUCGUUCUGGGCCGCGAAUGAAUGGGCGCGCUAUCGCACUUUGCAAAUAUGUACAUGCCACUUGCGUCUCCGUUUCUAUCAUCUCCUCGCCGCCAGCAAUCGUGCCACUACGGCAUCAAUUCCUCUGGGCAGUCUAGCUAGCGAUAUGGCUACGACACGUGUGAAGAUCCGCAAUCUUGCCAAUGAUAUAUGCGCGUCCAUGCUGUACCAUUUGGGAUAUAGAUGCAUGGGCUCUACCGAGAGACAAUACCCAAUUAAGGCGUAUCCUCAGGGGAAGUACGCAAGGUUAGUGUCGGCAUCUCAAGUUGCAUGGCCACUAUACGUAGCAGGCAUUGUGGAGGGGUUAGAUGCCGUUCAGCGGAUGUGGAUUGCAAGUCAGCUGGAUGUCAUAGGCGAUGAUCUUGGGGUUAAACAUGCGAGUACGAUGGCGAAGGUGGUCAGAGAGCUUGCACUCAAGGAAAGAGGCCAGCCAGGCUGGAGGAACGGAACAAGUAUGCACAUGGCGAUCGCUUGUUGA